Molecule: messenger RNA, 8330 nt
Organism: Notolabrus celidotus (New Zealand spotty)
Lineage: Eukaryota; Metazoa; Chordata; Actinopteri; Labriformes; Labridae
Gene: ncoa2
Product: nuclear receptor coactivator 2
Biological process (GO): positive regulation of transcription by RNA polymerase II; cellular response to hormone stimulus
Cellular component (GO): nucleus
Molecular function (GO): protein dimerization activity; nuclear receptor binding
Source: RefSeq, a predicted model, not a curated record
UUUUUCUAUCAUAAAACAGCUAAAUUGGUGUAAAAAUCAUACUUUCUCCACUUUUUGAACCCCCGUCACAAACCUGACAUUUCUGACGGUGGUGUUUCAAAGUCACCAUGAGUGUUUUUCAGGUUUAAUAAUGACAAAUUUAAAUAGUGAAGCCUGUCAUUGUCCCAGGUAAAUCAUCGUGGUGUUGCUCACAGAGUUGAUUCUGCUGCUGGAGCCCCGUGAUGUGGUCUGGUGUGGGGGAGGAUAGCAGCUAGCAGCCAGAUAAACACUCAGCAUUGGUUUGCACAGCAGGAGUAACAUGGCGGCACAGUUAGCCAGCAGAAAUGUUGUUUCACUACCGCGAAGGUCAGAGCUGCGUCUGAUACACGGGAUUUAACAGCGAGGACACAGCCCCAAGUCUUCAAUCCAGGGAGACGUGGAUGAUGCUUAAAGGUUUCCUAGCUUUGCCGUCUUGCAGCAAUGGCCUGAGGGACUCUCUGGACUGAAACCAAGACGCUGAUAUGCAUUGAGGAUGAGUGGAGUCGGGGAAAACUCAUCUGACCCUGCGAGGGCAGAGUCACGAAAACGCAAAGAAUGUUCGAACGAACUUCUAGGACCCAGUCCAAAGCGGAGCAACGAGAAGCGCAACCGCGAGCAUGAGAACAAAUACAUCGAAGAGCUCGCCGAGCUGAUCUUUGCCAACUUCAACGACAUCGACAACUUCAAUGUUAAGCCUGACAAAUGUGCAAUCCUGAAGGAAACUGUGAAACAGAUCAGACAAAUAAAGGAGCAAGAAAAAGCAGCAGCAGCAAACGAGGAGGAGGUACAGAAGGCUGAUGUCUCAUCAACAGGCCAAAGUGUGAUUGAUAAAGAUGCCUUGGGACCAAUGAUGCUGGAGGCCCUGGACGGCUUCUUCUUCGUGGUGAACAUGGAGGGCAACAUCGUCUUUGUGUCCGAGAACGUGACCCAGUACCUACGCUACAACCAGGAGGAGCUGAUGAACACCAGCGUCUACAGCGUGCUGCACGUCGGGGAUCACGCCGAGUUCAUUAAGAACCUGCUGCCCAAAUCCCUCGUGAACGGCGUCCCGUGGUCCAGCGAGGGUCCGAGGAGGAACAGCCACACGUUCAACUGCCGAAUGCUGGUCAACCCGCACAGCGAGAGCCAGGACGAGCAGCACGAGCACGAGCCUCAGCCGCAGAAAUACGAGACCAUGCAGUGUUUCGCAGUGUCUGAGCCCAAGUCAAUCAAGGAGGAAGGAGACGACUUUCAGUCGUGCCUGAUCUGUGUGGCACGCAGGGUGCCCAUGAAGGAAAGACCCAUGCUUCCCACGCAUGAGAGCUUCACCACGCGCCAGGACCUGCAAGGUAAGAUAACGUCUCUGGAUACUAGUCUCCUGCGAGCAUCCAUGAAGCCGGGCUGGGAGGAUCUGGUGAGGCGCUGCAUCCAGAGGUUCCACCUGCAGAACGACGGAGAGAUGUCGUUUGCAAAGAGACAUCAGCAGGAAGUGCUCCGUCACGGCCAGGCGUUCAGCCCCAUCUACCGUUUCUCUCUCUCUGAUGGAACCAUCGUGUCGGCCCACACAAAGAGCAAACUGGUGCGCUCGCCAGCCACCAAUGAACCCCAGCUCUACAUGUCCCUGCACAUUCUCCAGAGAGAGCAGACAGUUUGUGGGAUGGGUCAGGACAUGGGUCCUGGCGGUCAGGCCACAGGAAUGGCUCCCAAACCGAUGAACCCCUCCACUCCCUCCAUGACUCCCCCAACCCCAGGCUCCUUGCCAGGCUCAGGGCCUCAGGGCCAAGACACUACCAUCAGCAGCAACAGCACGCCUUUCUCCCCUCCUGGCCCAGCUGGCCCCAGAGAGCCAGCAGAUGGGGGCCAUAUGCAGGGCUACCGUUUCGGUUGUCCCCCACCACAUAACCACACUGGGGGCAUGCAGCCUCCGCAGCAGGGCCCCAACUGGAGGAUGAACAGCCCAUCACGCGCCAGCCAGCCGGCUGGUGGACCUCACCCACCUCAACAGAACUCUAUGCUGUCGCCCAGGCACAGAGGGAGCCCUGGGGGGGGCGGCAGCCCUCGUGUAGCAGGGGGCCUGCACUCCCCCUCCCCUGUGGGGAUGUGUGGUGGAGGGCCUGGGAGUGCAGGUAGUAGCAGUACAACUAGCACCCAUGCUAACAGCUACACUAGCAGCUCUCUGUCAGCUCUGCAGGCUCUAAGCGAGUGUCACGGUGUGGGACACGGACAUGGACCACCUCACGCACACACGCUCGGGUCUCCAGACAGAAAGAUAGGCUCUCCAGCUGGGGUCACGCCGGGGUCAGGGGUGAACUCACAUCUGAUGUCAAAACUGGGAGGAGGCAGCGGUGGUACAGGAGACUCAUUUGGACCUCACUCAGAAGGGGGUCAGGGGCACACGCAAGGCCAGACAGAGGGCAACCUAACUGAGCCCAAGGAAGAGCGAGAAGGACCCAAUGAUGGUCACGAUGCUCACAACCGUCUCCAUGACAACAAGGGCCAGACAAAGCUGCUGCAACUGCUCACCACUAAGCCGGAGCCCCUGGAGACGUCUCUCUCCCCCACUGCAGGAGGGGACAGCAAGGACCAGGCCGGGAUGGGAGUCCGAGGCGGGCACACAGGGGGGAGCACACACGCCACGUCCCUGAAAGAAAAACACAAGAUCCUCCACCAGCUGCUCCAGAACAGCACGUCUCCUGUCGACCUGGCCAAGCUCACAGCGGAGGCUACAGGCAAAGAGCUGGGCCAAGACCAAGCCCCGGGGGCCGGUGGGACAGCCGCUGGGGCAGAAAUUACACCCAAGCAGGAGCCCCUGAGCCCCAAGAAGAAAGACAAUGCCCUGCUUCGCUACCUGCUGGAUAAAGAUGACACUGGACUGAAGGACAAGGCGCCCAAGCUGGAGCCUGGGGAGGUGAAGGUGGAAGGGGGGAAACACCCUCUUGUCAAAGCAGAAAAACCAGACGCAGGAUACGACCGGGCUGAGCAGUCGUCGGAGCUGGACGACAUCCUGAAUGACCUGCAGAAUGCUCAGCCGCAGCUCUUCUGUGAACCCCGGCCUGUGUCUCUGCCCAGUCCAAUGGACAAGCAGAACAUUAUCAACGACAUCCUGCAAAUGACUGAAAACAAUCCUGCCAUGGCCGCACAGCAACAACACAGAGCCAUGGGGACUGGCAUGGCCCCAACCAACUUUGGAGGAGUCCGACCGGGUCAGCCGGGCCGGGGUCUGCCUGUGAGGAGCGUCUCUUUGGACAUGAACGUGUCCCCUCAGCCACCCUCAUUACAGUACCCCAUGAGGGCCACCAGCCCGUACACUCUAAUGCAGCAACAACAGCAGCAAGGCCUGGUGGUAAAUCAUGGAAUGAUGACUAACCAGGCCGGGAUGGUUAACGCAGGACUGAUGGCUCAAGGGGGUCCACGGCCAGGCAUGCAGCAGCAGGAGGGCUGGGUGGGCUCAGCCUCCGCUCCUCCUCUGGGAGCGUCCGGCCCCGGGCAGCAGGGUACCAUGCAGGGCAGGAUGGGGGCCCAACGGAGCGCCCAUGAGGCCCAACAGCCACCAGGACCCCGACAGAUGCUCCAGUCACCAAUGAUGACCAAUGCCCAACCUGACAUGGACAUUGGCAUGGCCGGCCACCAUUUCUCCCAGCAACAAGCUCCGCCCAACCAGACAGCCCCCUGGCCCGAAAGCAUGAUGCCCAUCGAGCAGACGGCUUUUGUUAACCAGGCCAGGCCGGUGCACUCAGCGCCUCAGGAUGAUAUUCUGUGCAGUACGGAGCUCAGCUCAGGUGAUGGCAGCGCUGUAGAUGAGGGAGCCCUGAUGUCACAGCUGUACACGGCGCUAAAGGACUUUGACGGCCUUGAGGAGAUUGAUCGAGCUCUGGGGAUCCCUGCUCUGGUAGAACAAAACCAAACAAUCGAACCAGACCAGUUCCCCCAGGACUCCUCCAUGAUGAUAGACCCAAAGCCCCCCAUGUACACCCAGCAGUUUGGUCCUCCGCUCCACAUGGCUCAGAGGGGUUAUCCUGGUGCCCCCAUGCAGGAACAAGGCUUCCACACCAUUUCAGGUCAGAUGGGGCCGCGACCCGGUUACCCCAUGAUGAGGAUGCAGGCCAGGCCUGGACUCAGGCCCAACGUCGUCCAACCCAACACACUACGGCUGCAACUGCAGCACCGGCUCCAGUCGCAGCAGAACCGUCAACCAAUGAUGACUCAGAUGAGUAGUGUUUCGAAUGUGAACCUACCUCUUAGGGCCAGUGCUCCAAACCAGGGGACCAUCAACGCUCAGAUGUUGGCGCAGCGUCAGCGGGAGCUGCUGAGUAAUCACCUGAGACAGCGGCAGCAGCAGCAGCAGGCGCAGCAGGUCCAGCAGCAGCGCAGCAUGGCCAUGCGGGCUCAGGGACUCAACCUGCCUCCCAACAUGGCCGCCGGAGGCAUGAGUAACCCUCGGAUCCCCCAGGCCAACCCCCAGCAGUUCCCCUACCCGCCCAGCUACGGUACCAGUACAGGCCUGGCCUCUCCACCUCCGCCCACCAGCCCCUUCUCCUCUCCUCUCUCCCCCAGCCUGCCCUCUCUCCCCCCAAACCCCCAGCUCCACUUGCAUGGCACCUCCUCCUCUUCCUCCACCUCCUCCUCCUCCUCACAGAUGAUGAUGGGAAACAACAUGAUGGGCGGACAGUACGGGGCCGUACUCAGCCCCCAAUUGCAGCACAGUGCCUUUCAGUUUCCCAACUCAGGUAUGAGCCAACAAGCAGACGGAGGAUUCGGAGGUCCCGGCACGCCACAGAGCCCCAUGCUUUCUCCCCGCAUGGCCCACACACAAUCCCCCAUGAUGCAACAGGGUCAAGGCAACGCUGCUUUCCAGGGUUCGCAGGACAUGAACGGCUGGCCGCAAGGCAACAUGGGAGGCAACAGUAUGUUCUCACAGCAGCAAGCGUCACCACAGUUCACCCAGCAGAACAACAGCAACAUGUACAACGGCAACGGCAUGAACCUCAACAACGUCUCCAUGCCCACCAACAUGGCUACCAGCAGCAUGGGACAGAUGGGCGGGCAGAUGAGUGUCACGUCCAUGGCCUCAGGGCCAUCGCCCGGCUUGCCCUCCAUGGGACAAGAACAGAAGUACUGUUGACCCUCAUGGAGCUCUCAACCUGAACCUCAGUGAUCAGCUGGUCCAAGGAGCAUGUCGGCCCUUUAAAAAUCGUAUCCAAGCGAUCGCCCCUUGAGCCAGGCCGUGCCCGGACCCCAAAAGUCACCCUCCCAGUCCCAGGAGUUUGCCGUCUGGUCCCCAGCCGAGCGUCUUCAGCAGCCCCUGGAGAAGCCCGGCCCCCUGAACCGACACCGGAGUGUGCGAAGAGGGCUGGGGGGGAGGUUUGUGGAUCUCUGUCCAACAUGCCUAACCCUCCUGGAGGAGAGCCUUGUGAUGAGCCAGUCUGUCUGCCUGUCCAGCUGCAUUCACCGUAGUGUGACUUACUGUAGGCCUCCUUGAUUGGGGGGACACUGACCUAAAGAGGGCAGCAGUGGGUGGGAUCCCUUUGUUCUGAUGAAUGUAUUCCUCUCAGUGGACAGCGGCCAUUUACAAUCUCAUCUCAAGAAAAUGACGUACACUGAUUUUUUUUUUUUCUGUUUUCACUCAUUUGUGACAUUUCCACAUAGUUCCAACAUGGCAGCAAAGACUCCAAGUUGUGUUCAGUCCACGAACGGAGCUCAAACACUUAGCCGGUUUUGCCUUUUGCUGUUCUUUAUUUUAUUGUUAUUUUAGUUGUUUAUUUUUUUCUUGUUGUGAGAAUUAAGAUGUAGAAUGAAGAUGUGGUUGAAAAAACUGAUCUUGAAAAACACUGCAGAAGAAUGGUUUGAGUGGAAUGGUGAUUUGUAUGAUUAGACUAAUUUAGUCAAGAGGUUUAUAUAGUGUAUUAAAUUAAGUUUUAUUUUUCUGUAUAGAUUCAUUUUAAUUAUUGUAGAUGAUUCUUUAUCCUGGUAGCAACAAGAAAAAUAUUUCUCAAAGUGUGGAAGAGGCACUUUUUUAUAAUUUUAACAGUGAUGGUUGUAUUCUUUCUGAGAAGAUUCUUCUAUUAACCUGAAUAAUGAAUUCUACUUUGGUCCUGGAGUUUCAGAAGAUGUCAAAUCAUAUAUGGUUUAAAAAUGAAAUACAGAGAUUGUACAUACCGAUAAAAAAACGUUUUCUUUCCUAUUUAUUUUGUUCCUUAGGGUUUGGUUCCCCCGUCUGGUCGCAACUGCCUCUUGAAGCAGAGCAGGUAUUCUUUUAGUUUUGUUUUUGGGAGGUGGAGCGGGAGCCUUCACGUUCUGGUACGAUGCAGACACACAGGUGGGGGUGGGAGGUAGGGAAGGGUUGUAAGGGGGUGUGCUGUGUAUACAGUGUACAGAUUAUCGCUUGCUUCUCUGCCUUUAGCAUAGAACAUCAUGGAAAAAAAAAAAGUUACAAAAAAAAAAAACUUCAACACAGCCAUACAAUAACUCAAAAAAUAACAGAAGUGUGCUUUCUAUGUUGUCUGGAGUGAAAAGUGCUUCAUACAAGCUGCUAGGUGCAAACUGUUCUGGUGUGAUGUAAACAAGCAAUAACGAUUACUUGAGAAAACUUUGGGGUUUUUUGUCUUUUUGUUUUUGUAAUUUUUGUACAGUUUCCUGAAUAAAAAAGGACACAUUUUUGCUCCACGUUGGAUGCAGUAUUAAACACAGUUUUUUAUUGCAGUUUGUACCAAGAAAGUCUACAUCCACACACAGCGUUCCUGUUUAGAUUAUGCAGCCACUCUUCUAUUGCAGAGGUCAGAGUUAAGACUGCACGGUUCACCGGACCUGCUCUGACUGACACUUAGCCAUAUUUUAUGACCUCAGGCAGUAUAAAGUGUUCGGUAAUGACACGCCGCUCUUGUGGCCCCAGUAGGGGUUGGGUUUGACCCCCACAAGAUCUAAAGCGAGUCAUUUUCUCUAACCUCAAAAAUACAUUUUUCCUCAAACUACAAACCUUUUAUACCAACUAUUUUAACCCAGGACAAACUUGGAGCAAGCCAAAUAAUCCUCACCUUUCAAAUUGGAAUUUUCUGGAUUCUACCAGCUUUUAUUUUCAUAGUGAGAGAAGACUUGUUGGUAAGCUUGUUUUCAGGCCCUCAAAAAAAUGAUGAUGUCACUUAACAGGGUCAAAUGUAGACGUUGCAGCAUGAUAGAGGAAGAGAAUCAUUCUGAAUGUAUUGUCUUUUGAAGGCCUAAGGAUGUGACUGAUGGUGUUAAUUGUCAACAUGUUGACAACGUGGUGUUGUGCAGUUGCACCGUGCUCUUCUCAGCAUUUAGGUAGGAUGUUGCCCAUUGCUGCUUAUUUCCUUUCUUCUCUUAAUUACUAUGUUCAAAAUGAAAUUCGUAGCUGUAGCAAGUGAACUUUGGGACAAAGGAAGUCUGCAUGUUUUAGUUGUCAUCAUUGCAGAUGCCUUGCAGUUGUUUUUUUCUUUUUGCUGCAGGCCUCCAGGAGACACCAUGUUUUGAUAAAUGCUGUUUUGAUUGUAUCAUACAGUCGUGCAGAAUAAGCCUUUUUGAGCCAUUUUAAAGAAUGAUUCACAGCCCUUUGCAAAAUUUCCAAAGAUUGUCAACAUUUUGAAAAAUUUAAAGCCAUGUGGUAGCAAUGCAUUUUUUUAGCAUUUAUAAUGAGGACAGGAGCAAAUAAAUGAUUUUGCCCCGUAGAAAUAUCCAGGCUUUUGGACCCACUAAACAAAAAUAUUUUUUUCCUCUCUUUAACUUAUGGUUUUUGAAGAACUUUAAAUGCCCUUUUGUAUUGUCUGCCAAUUUCUUAGAGCUAAGAUGCAACCUUGAAAUGCUAAAAACCCUAGCAUAAUGCCUUAGAUUUCGUCCGUUCUCGUUCUUGUACAUUACACCGCUGUCUGUAUAAAUUUGUAUAAUGACUUGUGUACAAUAUUGAAUGGGUGCAUCAUUGUUCAACUUUUUCGCAGUUGCUGGAGACUCUGUCCCUCAUCAUUGCUCUCUGUUCUGUGUUGGGUUGAAGACUCUGUUAUUUCACCCCCUUCCUCCCUCUUUCACUGUUUGUAUGGAAAAGAUGAUACAUAGGGAUAUUGAAGCAAUAUGUAAAAUACUAUAUGGACUUUCUGAAGAAAGCUUACUGUUGUGUUUUUCCCCCCAAGAUAUUUUUUCUGCAUUGUUCACAGGAAUCACACUGUAUACCUGCAUUCAUCUUUGUAUCCCUAGUGUGUGUGAGCAUUUUAUGCAAAAUUAGAUAUACAAGAGAAGUUAAAACCACAGUUAUGCAAGUUGUGAACUAAUAUGGCUUCGCUGAUGCUAUUUGCCUUGUAAAUAAAGAAUUCUGUUAUUGCAGUAUUUAA